UGGCACUGCGCAUGCCUCUGGUGCUACAAUCUGUCUAACAUUUUAAUAUUUAAUGAGAACAAAGGGACGUGCCGAUAUUUCAGGGAUCAUAAUAUCCGCGGCGCAUUUGUGAGAGAUAAUGAAUCCUGACUGGUCGCUUCUGUCAUGGAGUUUGGUCUGAUGUUACUUUAGGUAUCAGAAGUUGAUGAAUCUCCUGCUUGCAUUCUAGCACGUUGAAUGUUGAGUAGAGAACUGAAGGGAUGGUGGAUUUGUAUGUUCUCUACAGGAGCGCAUCCGCAGAGAUUGUUAAUUGAAGCCGUUCUCACAGAAGGACCAUCGCACAGGUAUUGAUUUUCCUCACGUCAACUCUCAUCUUAGCAUUGGGACUAACAUUUGUGCAUAAUUUGGCCGGAGGUACCAGGUUCUUGUGGCAAGAUGGAUACAAUACCGGGCACGUUGUGGCUUCUCCAUGUGGCCGCCAUGUUGGUACUUACAACCGUCAGAUGUGAUGAAGAAGACGAGCCACGAAAAGGCAGCGAUAUCUGCGGGGGACCGAGGCAUGUUUGUACUACGUUGAUGAAGUAUCCAGAUGGUUAUGUUGCAAACGAAGGACCCUAUUGCACCUGCAGCGACGGCAACUGUGGAUCGGCAUGGAGUGACAACGACGACAGGGCACUCACCUGGCAGCAUUACGAGAGAGGCCACUGGAGGGUCCAGUACCGAUUUUGUCAAUCUGUGAUGGCUGAAGAUAAAGUGCGUGAGUGUGGAAGUGGCGAACUGUCUACCGUAGUGAAGACCGAGGUGACGACCUGGAAGCCCUACAUGGACACCAUGAGGUGCCGCUGUAGACAUGACCUAUAUCAUAUGAUAGGAUGGACAAGAGACGGCAACGUCUGGAAAUACUCCUACAAGUGUGAAAAGAACGGAUGCAAGGAAAACGAUGGUGUGUGCGCAACGAUAUUUAUGGAUCUAAGCAAAAAGACGGACAUAGUGAAAGAGGUGAAAUUUAAAUGCGCAUGUCCACGGGGAUACCUAUGUCCUGCCAAGAUCAGGGAUGAAAGUAAGGAGACAGAGGCACAAAAGGAGGUGAAAUGCCAGCCGAUAAAACAGUCUCACAACAAGAUCUAAGCAGUUGCUCUCUGUCCCCGACCACCAUGUCACAGUUGGUUUACUUCGGCGUCAUCACCACCAGCACCUUGACAUUAGUAUGGGGGAUGAUGGAUGCGACAGCACAGUAUA
Molecule: messenger RNA, 1218 nt
Organism: Haliotis rubra (blacklip abalone)
Lineage: Eukaryota; Metazoa; Mollusca; Gastropoda; Lepetellida; Haliotidae
Exons: 4
Coding region: 415-1107 (230 amino acids)
Source: RefSeq, a predicted model, not a curated record